AUGUCUGACCAAUUAAAGAAACAUUUAACUACACAGCUCGGGCUAUUGGACCAGAUGUCCGCCCAACUAAAGAAACAUUUAACUACCCAGCUCGAGCUAUUGGACGAGUCAAGUUUUCAUCUACAGAGUAGCAUCAGUGAUUUUAUACAGCAGAUCAGAACUAGAGCCAAUGAAUGUGUAGACAAUAUGCCUGGCUCCAGUAAAGCUGUGAAAGAUGCAAUUGCUAUGGUAACAACUGCACAAAGUAUAAUACUAGAACACACAGACAUUUUCAAUGAUUCCACCAAGCUGUCCCCUACCACAGUGAUGACACUAGAAAAGACAACACCAGACAUUCAAGAUAAGAAAGCUCCAAUAUCUGUUGAAUAUAAUCCAGAAACAUCAAGAAGACUAAAAGAUAUUGAAACAGUUUUAUCAUCCCUUCAAAACGCAACACAAAAGACUGAAGAUGACAUAUCAGAAAUAAAACAAUGGAGAGACAACUUUGUAACAGAACAAAGUGAUCUGGGGAUUAAAAUUCAAAACUGGUCUAAGAAACAAAAACAGAAUUAUAAAAACUUAAGAAAACAAUUAAUAGAGCAAGAUGACAAAAUAGAACAGCUGAUUCAACAAAUUCAUGUUGUGACUUUUAAACUUUUACAACAAAGAUUGAUGCCAAUUGACAAAAUAAUUGAAAGAUAUAAUCAAAAAUAUGAGACUAGGGAAGGGAAAAUGAAGAAGACUGAAACUUUGGAAAAAGAAGUUUUAAAACUAUCACAGGAUCUUCAAUCUAUUGCCAAUCAACAAGUGAAACCUUCUACACCGGGGUUUAUUGCUUCACAAGGUCGCUCGAAAGGGAAAUUUAAUGACGGAUACCAAGUUAUUACAUUCAGUGCUGUAGAAACUAACGUAGGAAACCAUUUUGAUCCAAAGACUGGAGAGUUUACGGUCCCUGUUGAUGGCCUGUAA
This is a messenger RNA of Physella acuta, 948 nucleotides long. RefSeq lists its product as uncharacterized. Lineage: Eukaryota; Metazoa; Mollusca; Gastropoda; Physidae. The record is from RefSeq and is a predicted model, not a curated record. Gene Ontology annotation, molecular function: protein binding.